AUGCUGGCGGCGGUGCUGGCGGCGGCGGCGGUGGCGGCGGCGGUGGCGCGCGCAGGGGCGCCAGCGCCGCCGGGGCCAGGCCCAGACACAGGCCCGGCCCGGCUCUGCGCCUCCGCUCGACACUUGUUCUCCUGCCCACGACUUUAUCGUUUUAGAGCGGCGGUCGGCGGCCACUCGCUGCGCGCGUCCGUGUCGCCGCUGCCCGCAGCCCACUUUCUUCCCGGCCCGGCGCUGGGCGAGGAAAGUGCGUUGCGGAAACUACAGCCCUCCGCGCUCGCCGCUCAGAAUUUCCUGCCACGUUUCUUCAAAGGCACUUCAGACCAACAUACGACGAAUAAAUUCCGCACACUCCUCAAACUUACCACAUGGGCUGUGCGUCAUCGCCAGCUCGUUCGAAUCUCCCUCCACGCAGCCCCGCGGCGUGCCCUGGCCGCGCAUGCGCCGAGCGACAGCGGCGGCGGGUGCGCGCGCACCAGCGCUCCCGGCGGCGGCUCCCAGCCCCGCGCCCGAUUCCGCUUCUCCCCCCGGCGCCCGACCGAACCCAUGUCAUUGGCAGCACUUGUGCGCAUGCCUGUGACGUCACAUCACACGCCUGCCCGCUUGCUUGCGUGUCGUCGGGACGGGUGCGCGGGGCGCAUCCGGAGAGCGGAGAGGGGAGGCGCGGGAGGGGAAGGGUGGGGAGGGGAGGGGAAAGGCCCGGGCGGAGAGCGGCCGGACAAAAAGGCAGCCCCGCGCAACGCCGGCCGCGCAGCGGGGGGCCUGCCCCCACCCUGCCGCCCCGCACGGCCGCGCGGGGGAAGUGAAGAGGGGGCAGCGGUCAUCCAUGACCAACAUCUCUGUUCAUGGAGUAUUGCUGCAACUGUUGUCUGUUCUGCUUGCUUAAAUUAUCGUUGCAGAUUGUUUCAAAAAUAUCCGAUGGAUGAUAACUCAAAGAAUGUUCCGGAGGGGAUAAACAACGUCGGCCGAGCAUUGCCCAUAGAGAAUGCUUCUUGGAAAACCUUUCAUCUUCCUGCCCUAAAU
Gryllus bimaculatus (two-spotted cricket) is the source of this 1020-nucleotide messenger RNA. The record is from the annotation of a GenBank genome assembly. Lineage: Eukaryota; Metazoa; Arthropoda; Insecta; Orthoptera; Gryllidae.